AUGGCCGCGGACAAGGUGGCGGUGUUGAAGGCCUUUGUGGACAUGGUGCUGGGUGAGGGCCAAGACAUGCUGAAGGACUUCUCCUUUGACAAGGUCCCGGCCGCCAUGAACACUUGGAGCGCCACCUGGGCCACUGUGACCAAGCCCAGCGGCUUCACCGCUGCGGAGAUGACUUUGCUCAGCAGCACGAGCGCCUGGACCGGCCAUGGGAACGAUGUGAUCACUUCCAAGAGGAACUCCUACACCAUGUGGAAGUUGGGAGAGCUGGAGGUGUCAAUGGAUGCUAUGACAAGUCGCCUUGAGGCCUUGGAGACGCAUUUGGAUGGCUAUGGAAUUGUGCCCUUGCACGGCAGCGGCACCACCAACACCAAGAAUUGGUUUGCCAAGGCCAUGAAGAUCAUGGAGACCCGUGCCCGGGUGCCCCUCUUCCUGACCUACCGUGCCGUUGGCAGCGGCACGGGCCAGAAGGAGUUCGUGGGCGAUGGCGCCUCUAUGUUUAAGAGCUACAGAAACUUUGGAGCCGGUGACAUUCCCAUGUCCAACUCCAACUUCCAGACCCUCAUGAGCCAGAGCCCGGCGGAGACGAUGGUGCACAUGCCGCUUGCCCUGGGCGCCAUCGGUGUGUUCCACUCGGUGCCCAAGGAGAUGUUGGGAGGUGCCACCGAGCUGAAGCUGGAUGCCUGCCUUCUGGCGAAGAUCUUCAGCGGUGCGGUGACCACCUGGGACGACCCCCAGGUUCUGACGCAGAACCCCAACCUGAACGUGCCUGCAAACACUGUCAUCAAGGUGGCCCACAGGACCUUGGGCUCCAGCAGCACCGGGGGCCUCUCGGGAUACUUGAACAAGAAGUGCCCAGCCAGCUGGACCUUGGGGGCCUCCUCCUCCAUCAGCUGGCCCUCCCAGAGCAACUUCAACAACGUGGAGGGCUCUCCGGGCAUGCAGAGCUUCAUCAUGGGCAACCAGUAUGCCAUCGGCUACCUGGACGCGGGCCACGGCCACGACUUCGAGAUGUCCGAGGUGGCGCUCACCAACUUCGCAGGCAUGACGCGGACCUCCAAGGAGUCCAUCGCGCUGGGCGGCGUGGCGGAGGCUGGGUCCCAGGCCGCCAGCUCCAACGUCUUCCCCGCGGACGCCUCCACGGACUGGUCUGCGGUGAACCUCUAUGACAUGCCGGGAGACAGCACCUGGCCCAUCGUCUUGGUGAGCUACCUGUAUGUGAAGAAAGAUCAGUCGAGCACGAAUCCCAAGACUGCUGCUGCUUUGCAGGCCUUCAUCGACAUGGUCAUCCGCGACACCGACUCCCUGGCCGCGGAGUUCGGCUUCACCUCGCCCUCGGCGUCUCUGCGGUCCCUGAGCCUCAGCGCGGCCAGCACCAUCGUCUACCCCGCAAGCAUGGUGUCCUUCACCGUGGAGAGCAGCACCAUGGCCUAUGCCGGCAUGGGCGUUAAUGUCAUCAGCGCCAAGCGCCACUCCCAUGACAUCUACGACAGCGACGUGAUGCAAGAGUCCUUGAACAAGCUGCGCGCGGGGAUGCAGACGCCCUCGGGGGAGCAGGAACAGGCCGCCGGAAAUGAUGCGCCCACAACAGACAACAUGCCGAUUGUGUUGGCAGCGGUGGCCAUGGUGAUCUCAGUUAUCUCAGGAUGCGUGGGGUUCUUUGCCCUGCUGAUGGCUCGAAAGCCCCGGCAGGAACGUUUCGGAGCUCCCAGCCCCACCGAUAGUGGCAGUCAGCUUUAUGGCUCUCGUGCCUAG
Messenger RNA from Effrenium voratum, 1752 nucleotides. NCBI's taxonomy places the organism in Eukaryota, Dinophyceae, Suessiales, Symbiodiniaceae. The record is from the annotation of a GenBank genome assembly.